AUGAGCCGUAAGGUCCCAAUCUUUUGGGCAAUCCAUGCGAUUCUAAUAGGAGACAUAUACAGUAUAUCCUUUAAGCGCAAACAAAAGCAGCGAUCCGGUUUCAGCUUAUCGAACCUAUUUUCCAAUAAUACGACAGAAUUCGUUGCUGGAGACGCAGGGUUCACAUCUUCGAACACCCGAAAUGGGCAACUCCAUGAAAGUGUAUCAUCUUCAAGGGAUCGACCGAUGAGUAACAAUGGAAAUGCUACUGCCCAAAAAGAGGGCGGUCUCCUUGAUUGGUAUGUGGAAGGUCCAGGGCGACGAGUAGGCUAUGAUGACCUGACCGCAAUCGACUGGAUAUUUGAGUACACAAAAGAACGCCAGAGGAAGAGACAUCUGUAUUCUCAUGGCCAAGGGGCUGUAGGAUAUGUACUUAAAUUCCUCGACGCCAGUAAUGUCUGGAUAGUAUUGAUCGCUACCGGAAUCUUGGUCGGGAUUAUUGCAGCUUUUAUUGAUGUUGCAAGCGACUGGUUAGGAGAUUUGAAAACUGGAUAUUGCAAGAAUGGGGCUGGGGGAGGCAAGUUCUACCUAAAUAAAAGCUUCUGUUGCUGGGGUCAUGAUGGUAAGCUAUUCUUUGCUCCAAGAUUGUACCCUGAGGUAUCUUUACUAAAUUAUGGAUUAGAUAUAUCGAACUGUCUAGACUGGACACCCUGGGGGAAAGCACUAGGUGUUGCCUCUUCCGGCGGCGUCUUCACGGUAGAAUAUUUAUUCUACGUCCUUUAUUCUGUACUGUUUGCUGUAUGCGCUACAGUCUUGGUUAGGACAUAUGCGCUGUAUGCGAGACACAGCGGUAUCCCUGAAAUCAAGACGAUUCUCGGUGGCUUCGUGAUAAGGCAUUUUAUGGGACCUUGGACGCUUGCAAUAAAAUCUUUGGGAUUAUGUCUAUCCGUCGCAUCUGGUUUGUGGCUGGGUAAAGAAGGCCCUCUUGUUCAUGUCGCAUGCUGUUGUGCCAGCGUGAUAAUGAAACCUUUCGAAAGCUUAAAUCAUAAUGAAGCGAGAAAACGCGAAGUUCUGUCCGCAGCCGCUGCUGCGGGCAUCUCUGUUGCGUUCGGGGCCCCAAUCGGGGGCGUCCUAUUUAGUUUGGAGCAAUUAUCCUAUUACUUCCCCGACAAGACAAUGUGGCAAAGCUUUGUCUGUGCCAUGGUUGCUGCAGUGACGUUACAAGCCUUAAACCCUUUUCGUACGGGCAAUAUUGUCCUUUACGAAGUCACGUACACACGCGGAUGGCAUCGCUUUGAGAUGAUUCCGUUUGUUAUACUUGGCAUAUUAGGCGGCCUAUAUGGAGCGUUUCUUAUCCGCUUGAAUAUGAAAAUCGCUCAAUGGCGACGAUCUCGGAGCUGGUCACGACCAAUUGCAGAGGUGGUGUUAGUAGCUCUUUUAAGUGCGUUGAUCAAUUAUCCGAACUUGUUUAUGAGAUCUCAAAACUCCGAACUUGUUCAUUCUCUCUUUGCUGAGUGUGGAAAUGGGGGUGAGGAUCUUUUUGGUCUAUGCAAAACCGGCGCUGCGUCCGUUACUACAAUAGUUCUUCUGCUUAUGGCUGCGAUCCUCGGUUUUUUCCUUGCAUCAAUGACUUUCGGUUUGGAUCUACCUGCCGGUAUUAUCCUACCUUCCGUUGCUAUUGGUGCUUUAUAUGGACGUGCUCUAGGGACGACUUUCAAGAUGUGGCAAGAAGCUUAUCCCAAAGUUUUCCUCUUCGGUAAUUGCGAGCCGGAUAUCCCCUGCGUCACUCCAGGACUAUAUGCAAUCGUUGGUGCGGCUUCGGCCCUUGGCGGAGCCACUAGGAUGACUGUGUCGAUAGUGGUCAUCAUGUUUGAACUCACAGGUGCUUUGACCUACGUUAUCCCAAUCAUGAUUGCAGUCAUGCUAUCGAAAUGGUGCGGCGACAUAUUUGGAAAGCGUGGCAUUUACGAGUCGUGGAUUGAAUUAAAUGAAUAUCCUUUCCUCGACCAACGUGACGAUACUACUCCACCCGAUGUGCCUGCUCAUAAGGUCAUGACAGCUGUGGAUGACUUAACAGUCAUUACCGCCGUGGGUCAUACAAUCGACAGUCUUCGGCACCUUCUCCUGACAACUUCAUACCGUGGAUAUCCCGUAGUAACCGAUACAUCAAACCCUACCCUUCUGGGUUAUAUCUCUCGAAACGAACUUUCGUUUGCUUUGAAGUAUUCGAAGUCGCCUACGGACCGAGAGUUGUCUGGUGAAACACAGGUCUUUUUUGCUCAUCAACCUUUUGCAGACCCAGUGGAGACUCUCGAUCUUCGUCCAUGGAUGGACCAGACCCCUAUCACCCUGAACAGCGGUACGACAUUUUCGCUAGUACUUCAGAUGUUCCAAAGGCUUGGACUGCGUUACAUCUUACUUUCGGACAAGGGAGUUCUCCAAGGGUUGCUCACUAAAAAGGAUGUUUGGUCUGUCCUCAACGGACCAGAGUUCCGUAAAGGCGGAUUCUCUAGAGAGAAUGUAGUCCGCCCAGUGAAUACGGCGGAAGAGGUUGGACUCCUGGAAAGCGACGACGUGACCAGUAUGGCCAGUUCUUUAGAAAGGCGCCAGUCUCUCUGA
Molecule: messenger RNA, 2598 nt
Organism: Aspergillus oryzae RIB40
Lineage: Eukaryota; Fungi; Ascomycota; Eurotiomycetes; Eurotiales; Aspergillaceae
Product: chloride channel protein
Exons: 5
Coding region: 1-2598 (865 amino acids)
Biological process (GO): transmembrane transport; chloride transport
Cellular component (GO): early endosome; Golgi apparatus; membrane
Molecular function (GO): voltage-gated chloride channel activity
Source: RefSeq, a predicted model, not a curated record